CAGAAGUCAGCCAAGGAUGGGAGUUCUGGCCAUGAUUCAGAUAGAUUUGUUGAUGGUCAAUCUGAUGAGAAGAAAGUUAAAAAGAAGAAAAAAAGUAAAACCCAAGCACAUGGGGAAGCUGUGAACACAGAUGUACCUCUCUCGGUGGCAGAAGAGAACGCUGAUGCCAAGCCAUCUCAAAUUAGGACCUUCCCAAGUGGAUUGAGUAUUGAGGAGUUAGAAGCGGGAAAACCAGACGGGAAAAUUGCCACUUCAGGGAAAAAGAUCAGCGUUCACUAUAUUGGCAAGUUGAAAGAGAAUGGAAGAGUAAUUGACUCAACUGUUGGCAAUGCUCCUUUCAAGUUUCGCUUAGGUCAGGGAAAAGUUAUAGACGGCUGGGAUGUUGGUCUUGAUGGUAUGCGAGUUGGCGAGAAAAGAAGACUUGUUAUCCCACCACCAAUGGGCUUUGGGAGCAAUGGAGACGGUAAAGACGUGCCACCAAACGCAUGGCUGGUAUACGAUAUUGAAUUACUGAAAGUUCGUUGAGUGAUCGAUUCUACUGCCUCCGGUACCGGCUUUUGCUUUUUUCUUUGUGCAAAUUUUGUGAUUUUUCUCCCCUUCAUCAAAUGCAAAA
Molecule: messenger RNA, 613 nt
Organism: Prunus avium (sweet cherry)
Lineage: Eukaryota; Viridiplantae; Streptophyta; Magnoliopsida; Rosales; Rosaceae
Source: RefSeq, a predicted model, not a curated record